UUCUGUUGUUCUCUUCAUCUGAAUCUGCCACAUAACACAACUCCCUCACUUCGCUUUCACCCUUCAACCUUCGCUUUUCCCUCCGUUACCGUGACUGAGAUGGCUGGAGGUGUUAUUCAGCAGCUAUUGAGGAGGAAACUUAACCCUCAAUUUACUAACUCUUCCUUGUUGACACCCAUCAUAGCAAAGAAAGAUGAUGCUGGCUCCACUGGCAAUAGGUCCUUAAGAGCACUUGCAUUAAUUGGAGCUGGUAUGUCAGGCUUUUUCAGUUUUGCAUCAACAGCAGCAGCUGAUGAAGCUGAGCAUGGCUUGGCAUGUCCAAGCUAUCCAUGGCCUCACAAGGGAAUUCUUAGUUCAUAUGAUCAUGCUUCGAUUCGUCGGGGUCAUCAAGUUUAUACACAAGUCUGUGCUUCCUGCCAUUCUAUGUCUUUGAUAUCAUACCGUGAUUUGGUUGGUGUUGCUUAUACAGAAGAAGAGGUAAAGGCUAUGGCAGCUGAGAUUGAGGUGGUUGAUGGCCCUAAUGAUGAGGGAGAGAUGUUUACACGCCCUGGUAAACUCAGCGAUCGUUUUCCUCAGCCAUAUGCAAAUGAAUCAGCUGCUAGGUUUGCUAAUGGAGGAGCUUAUCCUCCUGAUCUAAGUCUUAUUACUAAAGCCCGUCACGACGGUCAGAACUAUGUUUUUGCCCUUCUAACUGGUUAUCGUGACCCACCUGCCGGUGUUUCGGUAAGUUAUUCUUUAUCUUUUCUAAAUCUUUUAUUUUACUAUUUAAUAAAGUGAUUUUUAUAGAUUUUG
Molecule: messenger RNA, 792 nt
Organism: Cajanus cajan (pigeon pea)
Lineage: Eukaryota; Viridiplantae; Streptophyta; Magnoliopsida; Fabales; Fabaceae
Source: RefSeq, a predicted model, not a curated record